ACAACGAACAAGGUUAUUCCCUCUCCAUUCACAUCCAGAUACUGCUACAAAACGGAUCAAGUUUUCUCUAUAAAAACCAUUAGGGCAGCAGGCAUUCUUCAGAACCAACUCACAUGUUCAAUAUACAGUAUUCUAACAUUCAUCAUGAUUUCAGUUUCCCAAAGGCACUUCUUUUUUGCUAUCUUUCUUUUCUUGGCACUAUUCACUGCUCUUGUUAUGUCCCGCACCAUUAAAGAAGUGUCCUUGCGCGAGAGACAUGAGCAGUGGAUGGCCAAGUAUGGAAAGGUCUACAAGGAUGCCGAAGAGAAAGAGAGACGUUUUGAGAUAUUCAAGGACAAUGUUCAGUUUGUCGAGUCAUUCAAUGCAGCUGGGAACAAGCCCUACAAGCUAGGUAUCAAUGAAUUUGCAGACCAAACCAAUGAAGAAUUCAGAGCAUGUCAUAAUGGAUUCAAAAGGAAGAAGGGAGCUGUUACUUCCAUCAAGGACCAAGGCCAAUGCGGUAGCUGUUGGGCAUUCUCAGCUGUAGCAGCAACAGAGGGAAUCACCAAGCUGACUACAGGAAAACUGCUCUCCCUCACAGAACAAGAGCUUGUGGAUUGUGAUGCUAAUGGUGAGGAUCAAGGUUGUUGGAUGGAGGAUGCCUUUGAGUUUAUCAUAAAAAACCAUGGCAUCACCACUGAAGCAGGUUAUCCUUACACUGCUAGUGAUGGAACUAGUGACACAAAGAAGAAGGAAGCUUCUCAUGCAGCUAAAAUUACUGGCUAUGAACAGGUUCCAGCAAAUAGAGAUUGUGGAACAGACCUAGACCAUGGCGUUACGGCUGUUGGUCAGGGAACCACUAGUAAUGGAACCAAGUGCUGGCUUGUCAAGAAUUCUUGGGGUACUGGAUGGGGUGAGGAAGGAUACACAAGGAUGCAGUGUGAUAUGGAUGCUAAGGAAGGUCUGUGCAGCAUUGCAAUGGAUUCCUCCUAUCCAACAGCCUAAAAAGUAAUUAGUGGCAUAUGCUUCAGACCUAAGAGGCUCUACUCAAUGUUGUUUAUAACAGUAAACAGCUUUACUAUCA
Rubroshorea leprosula is the source of this 1063-nucleotide messenger RNA. NCBI's taxonomy places the organism in Eukaryota, Viridiplantae, Streptophyta, Magnoliopsida, Malvales, Dipterocarpaceae. The record is from the annotation of a GenBank genome assembly.